AUGCCUGCGCACUUUCGAGCAUUAGGAUCACAAACACCUUCGCUCUCAUUCGUCACUGGCGUCGGGGGCGGCAGAAUGGCCAAGGGCAAGGGCGCCAUCCUGGUGAAGCUGCUGUCGGCGGCCAACACGGGGUACUUUUACGUGAAGCGCAAGAACCCUCGCAAGAUGCCGGACAAGCUGGCGUUCAUGAAGUACGACCCCAUUGUCAAGAAGCACGUGCUCUUCACCGAGACAAAGCUCCGGUAG
Messenger RNA from Klebsormidium nitens, 246 nucleotides. NCBI's taxonomy places the organism in Eukaryota, Viridiplantae, Streptophyta, Klebsormidiophyceae, Klebsormidiales, Klebsormidiaceae. The record is from the annotation of a GenBank genome assembly.